Acanthosepion pharaonis is the source of this 906-nucleotide messenger RNA. NCBI's taxonomy places the organism in Eukaryota, Metazoa, Mollusca, Cephalopoda, Sepiida, Sepiidae. The record is from the annotation of a GenBank genome assembly.
AUGCAGCACAUGUGGCCCAGUCGACGGAAAUGGGAUUACUACAGUAGGGUGAAGAGACGGCAUUUGUGCUCGGACUUGGACCCCGUUAUCUAUUUCUCUCAUUCCGUUCAUAUCUAUCUAUCUCAUUCUGUUCAUAUCUAUCUAUCUAUCUAUCUCAUUCGGUUCAUAUCUCUUUACCUAUCCAUCUAUUUCAAUUCUGUUCAUAUCUAUCUAUCUAUCCAUCUAUCUAUCACCAUUAUUUCCUCUAUCCACACACAGGCAUACAUCAGCGCCUACAAUAAGUUCAUACCACAGUCAUUUCAAGAACGCUACUUUUACAGGAUAAUACUUUCUUUCUUUCCUUCUAAUACUGUUCAUAUCUAUCUAUCUAUCUAUCUAUCUAUCUAUCUAUCUAUCUAUCUAUCUAUCUCAGACCGUUUAUAUCUAUCUCAGACUGUAUCUAUCUAUCUUUUUCAGUCUCUAUCUAUCUAUCUAUCUAUCUAUCUAUCUAUCUAUCUAUCUAUCUAUCUAUCUAUCUAUCUCAGACCGUUUAUAUCUAUCUCAGACUGUUUGUAUCUAUCUAUUUUGUUCAGUCUAUCUAUCUAUCUAUCUAUCAUCUCAGAUCAUCUCAGCCUCAGUAUGAAAGUCACGCGGACAUCAAACACAAUACGUUUUGUUCUUAAAUGUUUACCAUGUUUUCUCUCUCUCUCUCUCCUCACUAACGCAUGCGCGCGUCCACUGUGCAUGGACACCUCAACACACGUGCACGUGUUGCUUUGCCAUUUUUCCUCUGUUUUAUACACUUUUGUUUCGCCUCUAUUUCUUACCGCCUUGUUUAGCGGGCGCCAUAAUCAAACAGUCGGCAUGUCGUUGGCAGGGAGACGCGGCUCUUGGAGUCGAAUCAAUAAACACCGUCACAACGUGUAA